Sorex araneus (European shrew) is the source of this 2762-nucleotide messenger RNA. RefSeq names its product inter-alpha-trypsin inhibitor heavy chain 3 (gene ITIH3). NCBI's taxonomy places the organism in Eukaryota, Metazoa, Chordata, Mammalia, Eulipotyphla, Soricidae. Gene Ontology annotation, biological process: hyaluronan metabolic process. The record is from RefSeq and is a predicted model, not a curated record. The transcript has 20 exons. Gene Ontology annotation, molecular function: serine-type endopeptidase inhibitor activity. The coding region runs from base 16 to 2694 and encodes 892 amino acids.
GCGGCGUGCUCAGCCAUGGCGUUUGCUCGCGCUCCCUGCCUCCUCUUGGCCCUGCUCUCCUGCCUGGUGGCCUCUGGCUUCCCUAGGGGCCUCUCCCGGCCACUUGGGAAACGGAGCCUCCCGGAAAUGGUGGUGGAUGGCAUCGAGGUUUACAGUACCAAGAUCCACUGCAGGGUCACCUCCCGCUUUGCCCACAAUACUGUGACCACGCGGGCCACCAACCGGGCAGAGACUGCCAAGGAGGUCUCCUUCGAUGUGGAGCUGCCCAAGACGGCCUUCAUCACCAACUUCACCUUGACCAUCGAUGGUGUCACCUACCCUGGGAAUAUCAAGGAGAAGGAAGUCGCUCAGAAGCAGUAUGAUAGGGCAGUGUCCCAGGGCAAGACAGCUGGCUUGGUCAAGGCCUCUGGGAGGAAGCUGGAGAAGUUCACGGUGUCCGUGAAUGUGGCUGCGGGCAGCAAGGUCACCUUUGAGCUGACCUACGAGGAGCUGCUGAAGAGAAACAAGGGCAAGUACGAGAUGUACCUGAAGGUCAGGCCCAAGCAACUGGUCAAGCACUUUGAGAUCACGGCAGACAUCUUCGAGCCGCAGGGCAUCAGCUCGCUGGAUGCACAGGCCUCGUUCAUCACCAAUGACCUUCUGGCCAGUGCCCUCACCAAGUCCUUCUCAGGGAAAAAGGGUCACGUGUCCUUCAAGCCCAGCGUGGACCAGCAGCGCUCCUGCCCGACCUGCACAGACUCGCUGCUCGAUGGAGAUUUCACCAUCACCUACGACGUGAACAGAGAGUCCCCGGCUAAUGUGCAGAUCGUCAAUGGCUACUUUGUGCACUUCUUUGCACCUCACGGCCUCCCAGUGGUACCUAAGAAUGUGGUAUUUGUGAUUGAUGUCAGCGGCUCCAUGUAUUAUCAGAAGUUAAAGCAGACAAAGGAGGCGCUCCUCAAGAUCCUGGAGGACAUGAAAGAGAAUGACUACCUGAACUUCGUUCUAUUCGCUUCCAAAGUGCGUGUCUGGAAGGACCAUUUAAUUCAAGCCACCCCGGAGAACAUCCAGGAGGCCAGAGCUUUUGUGUCGAAUAUAGCCGCUGAAGACACCACCAACAUCAAUGGCGGGCUGCUGAGAGGCAUCGAAAUGCUGAAGAAGGCCCGGGAGGAGCACCAGGUCCCCGAGAGGAGCACCUCCAUCGUCAUCCUGCUGACAGAUGGCAUAGCCAAUGAGGGUGUAAGUAGACCCGAAGACAUCCAAGCGAAUGCUCGCAACGCUAUCGGCGGCAAGUUCCCCUUGUACAGCCUGGGCUUCGGGGACAACGUGGACUACGGCUUCCUGGAGAAGCUGGCCCUGGAGAACAACGGCUUUGCCCGGCGCAUUUAUGAGGCUUCCGAUGCCACCUUGCAAUUGCAGGAUUUCUACGAGGAGAUAGCCAACCCGCUGCUGACGGGCGUGGAGGUGGAGUACCCCCAGAACGCCAUCCUGGACCUCACCCAGAACACCUACAAGCACUACUACGACGGCUCCGAGAUCGUGGUGGCGGGGAAGCUGGCGGACAAGGACAUGAACCACUUCAAGGCGGAUGUGAAGGGCCAUGGGGCCUUCAACGACUUGAGCUUCACGGAGGAGCUGGACGCGGAGGAGAUGGAGAAGGCCCGGCAGGAGCAGGACUACAUCUUCGGGGACUACAUCGAGCGGCUCUGGGCCUACCUCACCAUCGAGCAGCUGCUGGACAAACGCAAGAAAGCCCAAGGGGAAGAGAAAGAGAACCUCACGGCCCAGGCCCUGGAACUAUCCCUCAAGUACCACUUCGUGACACCGCUGACCUCCAUGGUGGUGACCAAGCCUGAGGACAAUGAGGAUCAAACAGCCAUCGCAGACAAGCCAGGGGACGGGUACUCAUUUUCACAGGACAUUCCUCCCAGCUCUGCGGUCUUGGUCGGUUACCAGCCCCCUCAGACACCCUACUACUAUGUGGAUGGGGACCCUCACUUCAUCAUCCGAGUACCAGGGAAGAACGAUGCACUCUGCUUCAACAUCGACGAGGACCCAGGCACCGUGCUGAGCCUCAUUCACGAUCCCGUCACAGGCCUCACUGUCCACGGGGAGAUCAUCGGGGACAAGGUAGCCAGUGCUGACUCUAAGACCAGGAACACCUACUUUGGCAAACUGGGCAUUGCCAAUGCUUACCUGGAUGUCCGGAUUGAGGUGACCCCUGAGAAGAUCAGCCUGUGGAACGGGGAGGCCCAGAGUACCUUCAGCUGGCUAGACACGGUCACGGUCACCCAAAAUGGGAUGACCAUGGCCAUCAACAGGAAGAAGAACAUAGUCCUCUCCUUUGGGGAUGGGGUCACCUUUGUGGUGGUCCUGCACCAGGUGUGGAAGAAGCAUCCUGUCCACCGGGACUUUCUGGGCUUCUAUGUGGUGGACAGUCACCGGAUGUCGGCUCAGACGCACGGGCUGCUGGGACAAUUCUUUCACCCCUUGGACUUUGAAGUGUCUGACAUCCGCCCCGGCUUGGACCCCAGCAAGCCUGUGGCCACGAUGGUGGUGAAGAACCAUCAGCUGAAGGUCACCAGGGGCUCCCAGAAAGACUACAGGAGGGACGCCAGCGUGGGCGUGAAGGUGGCCUGCUGGUUCAUCCACAACAAUGGGGAGGGGCUGCUGGAUGGCGACCUCAAAGACUACAUCGUCCCCGCUCUGUUCUGAGGGGCAGCGCGGCGCCCGUUGGCCCACACGGCUGCCCACCCUGUCCUGUCGGCGUCAGGACCCGCACA